CCAUCUUUUUGAAAUGUAUCCCUACAGAUAGAGGCUCUUCCCAGCUAGCGACUGCCGCCUUUAAUCCUUCUAGGAAGUUCUUAUGUAACUCGUGGAGCUCUGAUAUCUUGUAAAAGAUUGUGUUAAACUCCUCUUCCGUUAUAACAGGCUGGGAUGUAGACAGCGUCGCUUUAAUUGCAUUCAUAUACUGAAAAAUUAUAUACAACAGUAAAUAUUUUAUACUAGCUGACCCGGCGAAAUUAGUAUAGCCUCAAAUAUUUUAUCUAGCCUUAAAAGGCUUUUCCUAAACUUCUAGAAUUAAGGCCCAAUUACUGAUUGCUGAACUUAUUAAUUAGAAUCAUCCUAUCCUUAUAAGAUUAUUCUAAUUAGGAUUUUAGAACAAUCAUUAUUUAAACAAUAAAAAGAGGCAGUUCUAACCAAAACAUAUUUGUUACAGUAAUUUAAUGAUGAAUAAAAAUAAUAUAGAUUCCGACAUAUUUCAAAACUAUAGAUAAGCCGAAUGCUUAGUUAGUUGAUUAUCAAUAAUGCAUCUACAAUCGCGCAAUUACUUUAAAGCGAUGAUAUGAGAAGUACUCUAAUGGAGACUCGAUUGUGUUAGGAAACAUUCCUAGAUAAUAUUCUCUCUUUAUCUUGUAUCUCUCUUACUCUACUUAUCUAUACGGUAGACCAACAGGUAGUUGAAAUGUAAUAGAAAUAAUAACAAAAAUAUUAUAAGAUUUAUUAUAAAUUAGUGACCAUGUGAAAGUGUUUAGCUAUGUGUAUAGAUAGGGGAGGUAUGAUAUGAAUCAUCCGUAGUAGAACAGGUAUCAAAAGAACCCAAUGCUGAAAAACAUAUCAUACAGUCGAUUACUAAUGAACUACUUUUUAUUAAAACUUAUCGGAUAAGGAUAAAGAUAAUAAAUAAUCAAGCGAUAUAGUACCUUCUCCAUAACAUAGAGGCAUUCAACAUAAACCGUUUCACUCUCAAUGAUGCUCGUUAUUAUACAACGGUGCAUAGUCAGCCGCUCAGCUUCCGCAUUGUUGCCGCUCGAUUCCUGAAAAUAAUUAUUGUAAUUUAUUAUCUAAAGCCUAAAAAUACCCAUAUAUAAUUGUAAGCGUAAUCAGUAAAGUUGUAUAACAAGUUUCGCAACACUACACAAUAGCCAUUAAAACUUUUGUUUGCACCAACAUACAGCCUAUAAGGCUAAACAUCAAACAAUUACCACAAGUGCCAGUUCCGAUUCAGUCAUUAUUUCGGGUUCCUGCAUGGCAUAUGAAUCAUGAAAAUUAUAUUAGUCUCUAGUUUUGUCUUUUUUCUAAAUGCAAUUUACUGCUAUGAUUCAGAAAGUUCCGAAUCUAAUCGAAUCGAAGUGAGUCCGUUUUACGAUACUAUUAUCUACAGCGAUAUCGCUGAUAUAAUAAAUGACUUUGAAAAUAAUGGUGUUUCGCCGUUCGAUCUAUUUGCGAAUAGCGACAGUCAGAGUGAUGAAGGUGUAGAAAGUUUGUUAUCUGAAUAUCAACGUCAUUUAGAGAAAGCACACAAACAGAGAAAGAAUUAUUUAGAAAAAUCAAAAACUAAAAACAAAGUACCUCUGCUGCCGCGACAUGAUCAAUUUUCUAAAACGAAAACUAAUGUCGAGAAACACGACGACUAUGUUUUUGCGAAUAGUUUCUAUAAUCCAGGUGCUUAUAAAUUUAAUCCACCAUUCAAUAACCCUUUAGAUGUCUUCAUUCCUAUUAACUCAAAGGGAAAAUAUAUGAAUAAACCAGAAACGACUACUCUUCCAAAAGGUAACCGUGAAGAAUAUCUACCUCUCGAAAAAAUUACGUACAACGAAAAGAAAAUAUUAGACUUUUCACCUAUUUUACAUAAAUCAUCUUUGGAUCCAAUGAAAUCAUCAUGCUUCUGUAAAAGUGGACACAUUCCUUGCGACUGUGGUUGCAAACAGUGCUUAGUACGUAUGGAUACUAUGUUCAAAGAUCCCUUGGAACAAUUGAAACUGCACUCAUCAGACGAUCAGAGAAAAUCUUUAUUGCAACACUUAUUACCAUACGAAAACCUUUUUACAAAAAAAUCGGAACAUUUAAUUGACGAAAACAUGAGAGAUGUGUUAACAGACAAUACGCUUAACAUUCGUAUUAAAAUUGAUCUACAAUUACCAAAACCACAAGAAAUCUUGUCGAAGUUCUCUAAAAUUCACAAUCAUGAUAGAAUAUUUGAUUUUGAUGAUACUGCAUCAAAAGAACUUGCCACUGGCGUAAGUUUACCAUUUCCAUAUUUCAAUUUUCCCGUCCCCAUGGAAGUUUUAGGUUACAAAAGAGCAACAAAAUACAAUAAAGAUGAGCCUAGUUCCCCAGUACACAAAAUAACAAUCCAUAAAAAGAAGAAGUCCAGGGCGAAUAAUAACAAUAAGAAACAUCGCAAGAAAGUUAUAACUUUCCACAACAUUAAGGUAGAGCAGCAACCGUCAUUCCCCAACCACUUGAAUGAUACCAACAACAGUGACUCGGUCAAAACUGAUUACAGCAGCAACGUAACCAACGACACCAAUCUACCAUCUUCAAAUGUAUUACAAUUUGAAAUUAAUUCUAUGAUCAAUAAAACAGACGACAUCUUAAACGAAACUCAGACAGAAGAAAGUAUUUAUUUGAUGGUUAAUAUUACAAAUAAUCCCUACAAUGGAACCGAGGAUGUCCAUAAAAUUGAAAAUAGUAUCGAAAACGAUUUCCCAAGAAAAAUCACGAACAUUACUUCAAAGCUGCCAUCUACACGUAAAAAACGUGACAUCUCAAAGGUAAAUGUAACUGCUAAUUACAACAAUCAUUUGACGACUAAAACUACACAACCAACGAAAGAUAAUAUAAAUAAAGAUAAAAGCAUCGGGAAGAAAGCAGAUAAAAAUAUUUUAAGUGAUGCAGAACUAUUAUAUUGGCCUAAUAUAACCCGAAGUAAGGAAACAAUCAAAACCAAAAAUAUUACAACUAUGAUAUUGGAAAAUGAACACAAGAAGUCAAAGAUAAAUAUAAGUAAAGACACAAUCCGUCAAAACCACACCAGAGUUCUAGAACAGGCAAUAUUUGGUAAUGUAGACUGGGACGACGUCGAAACGGUUGCACCAGCUUUCAUGUCCUUUGUGGGAAAGUAUAUUCGUGGAGUUUUAACAUUUUGUUCCCAAAAAGUUUGCCACUCCAUGAAGUGCGCUAAUAAAACGUGUCUACAUAGAGUUUGUAGGCCCUCGGAUAGAUUGAACAACCGAGGACAUUGCGCCGGGACUAACAGCACAGAUAGCCUAGCAUCGAUGGAAUCGAUCAUGGAUUUACCUUCAAAUAUCGCAUUUGAAAUUGUUGAUAUUUUGCAAAACAAAAUGUUGGGCAAAAUAUUUGGGAAGGCGACAUUUUGCAUUAACGCUAAAUGUAUCACGCUUGCUGCAUCUAAAAAGAAUUUUGUGAAAUCUCGGUGUUCCAUCAAGGAGUUAAACGCAGCUGGCCAUUGUUUGAAUGCGAAGACCGUGAAAAUUAUAACUUUAACAUCGACAAUAGAAGCUUUGAGAGCCAAGAACAAAGACAGGAACGUGGUAGAUAGAGACAUAGUGGGUGAUCUUCUCUAUGCCGCUAAUUAUACAAUGAAAAAUAGCACACAAAAUCGCCGAUUAAAAGUUCUAACUCGUUGCAAUAAAAAUAAAUCAGAGAGGUUCCUAUAUAAAGGUGGGCCAGGACUGUUCAAACAUUUAUUCCCGAAAAGGACAUCCGUACUUGCUGUCGCGAUGCUCGUUUCUAAGAUCUUUGUCGUGUUUUUUAUCUUGUGUUCAGUGCAGUGUUGCAUAUGCAAACCAACUAUACAAAAUGAAUUAACCGAGGGGCGCAGUAUCAUGACCUCAAUAUGGGGUUGGAUUACAUAUCCGUUUUAUUGGUGGAGCUCUGGGGAAGUAGAUCAGCCGGUAACUGAAAAGCUUCUAGGGUCUACGACGUUAGACCCCAAUGGAGUUUUAGACAUCAGAAGUCACAAUGUAACUAUUUGGUGUAACGACCAAACUUGUACAACGAUGAAGUGCGAUCAGUUGGAAUGUAAGAACAUUACUUGUAACAUUUACGAUACAGAUUUCCGAGGGGAAUGCAGAGAGUAUAAUAUCAUAACAGAGCCUGAACCUACGGUGACGAAGACACCAGAAGCUACGACGGAAAAGCUUGAAAUACGAGUACCCGCUAGCGUAAGCGAAGCUACUGUGGAAAAUGAAACUGAUAAAAUUUUAACGACAGUGGAGCAACCUCUAGAACUAGAGGCAGUUAUGUCGUCUACCGUUGAUGAGGUAGUCCCGGAAAAUAUUUCUAAAGAAAAGGAUCAACCAGCAGAUGAUUCAAGGUGAGCGACUUACUUAAUAACAUUAGAAUUAUCGACUGGCGUGUUCGAGUCGAGCAAGGGUUGGGCAAAAAAGGUUCGAUUCCCGGGUGGAUAGGUUUAUCAAUUUGGCAUUAGAUUUAAAUAUUAUCAAUAAAUCUUCAUAAGUAGCCAAAUUUAUCGACCGACAAGUUUAUGCCUGCCUGACGUAAGGAAUAACGUUCAUUAAAAAAAUAUUUUAUUUUCAGGC
Spodoptera littoralis (African cotton leafworm) is the source of this 4565-nucleotide messenger RNA. Lineage: Eukaryota; Metazoa; Arthropoda; Insecta; Lepidoptera; Noctuidae. The record is from the annotation of a GenBank genome assembly.